Ruditapes philippinarum (Manila clam) is the source of this 2562-nucleotide messenger RNA. RefSeq lists its product as uncharacterized. The transcript is spliced from 3 exons. The record is from RefSeq and is a predicted model, not a curated record. The coding region runs from base 58 to 579 and encodes 173 amino acids. Lineage: Eukaryota; Metazoa; Mollusca; Bivalvia; Venerida; Veneridae.
AAGCGAUUUAAGUUGUGCUGACAAAGAAUAUAUAACAAUUAAAUCUGAGAAGAGAAAAUGGAAGGAAACUAUAAAGGACAAGCAAAUAUAUUUAAACCAGGUGAUAGUAAAGUAGAAGAUGAACAGAAAACUCAAGAAAAAGGUAGAAAGUCAAGGAAGAAAAAGAUUUCACAAAAGCAGUGGGAAAGGUGGGUCAGAUAUAGGAAUAAGAAGAAGUCAAAGUGUUUGCAAAAUGUAACCACGAAUCAGGGAAAUUUGCAGUUCUAUCUGAUAUGGCCGCCUCCAAAUGUCACCACACAGAAAGUUGUUAAUGAUGAAAGUCUUAUCAACAAAAGAAAAGAUGCUGUGAAAUUAAAUCCAGAAGCAGAAGAAUUUAUCCCUCGAGGAAAGUUGAACGAACGUCAGAGGCCAGAUGGAAACGGUAGUGUUUGUAAUGAGGAUGAAGACAUGUUUGGCAUUAUAUCAGUUUAUGCUAACAGUGAGUUACACAGCAUGAGUGACAAGAUGUAUGUUCAGAUGGAAGAUAAGCACACUUUGGAAGACUAUGGAUACAUGUAUUUUUCAAUAAAAAACUUGUAACAAAAAUUUCAAAUAACCAUUCAUUCUAAUUCUACCGAUUGAACUAUCUUCUGUUUUUUUAUAACAAAAUGUGAGUAUUUGUUGAUAAAUAGAAUAUAAUGAAUUUGGAUUUCUGUUUUUAUCUUAUUGUAUUUUCGGGUUUCUCGUAGAUUUUCAAAAGAGUAGCGACAAUGAGCAUUAAUCUGGAUUCACAUAUAGUGCAAACGGUCAUUUGCUAACCUUCUUUCUCCUGGGUCAGUGCUGGGGAUACUCGAAGAAAUGAGUCAAGUUUAACCUAUACGUUGAUUUUAUAUGAGCUCUAAAAAUUAUAUAUUGCGAGGGGGCCGGGAAUCAUAGACGGUAGUGGUAAAUGAAAUGUAAAAAUUCUGGAAACAAAGUAAGCAACCGUUCGCGCCCCUUGUACUAGCAUAAGCAGAAUUAAACAUUUAAGUAUGAAAAUGGUUUAUUUUUAAUGCUACAGGGCGAAAUAAUGUGCAGACUCGGGCCCCGGGAUACCCGAAAAAACGUCCCGUUGAGAUACCGACGGUUAUCUGAUCGCUUGCAGAAAAAAAUUGUAUUUAUAAACAGUUUUCCAGUAGGAAUACUUGACCACCCAAAAGGAAAAAAGAUCAAAUUAAAAGAAACAGAAAACCAUACAAUGACAUAACGACCGUCGGCACAAAGAACACACGGGCGAGACAGUCUUUUACUCGAGGACACACUGCUUAUGCAACAUUGAAGGUUAUAUGAUAAAAAUCUUAUUUUCAUGGUGAAUAUUGAAUUAUGUUAAAGCCGGUGCUAAGGGACUUAAACGGUAGCUUGUCGUGCCCUACUAGGUUCCGUGCCGGUGGUUCUGUGUUGCAUUUUGUUUGUUAUCAUUCAAUUUCUUGUGUGAUCCUUAUUCUCAUAUUUACAUUUAUCACCAUCGCGAAUAAGUUCGAUCAAAUAUGAAAACGAAGAUCAACAAGGUAGAUCAAACAGCAAGAUCACUAAAAUUGGCCGCAAAAUUAACUAAAAUAGGUGAGGGCGGGGAUGAUGAGUUCAGAAAUUUGCAAGGGGAUGUGAAGAAGGAAAAUCAGCGAGGGUGGAGGGGCAAAAUGAAAGAGAAUACUAGUCGACAAAUGUCAAAGAUAAAUAGGAGCGCGGACACAGAAGUUAUAAUUUUUACCAAAAUAAGACAUGAAGAGAAGGAACAAUUUUGAGCACCGCCUUGGUCAUUUUAUUAACACUGUCUCGUUUGUAGGAACAUGUUUGGGCUAAGAGUGAGGUUUGGUGCACCAUUAACCGGUUUUAACUCCCCAGUAGUACUGACCGUUCCAAGGCGGCGCCCCUCUGUGUUCCUCAGAUAUAUGUCUUGUUAUUUCAAACUGUUCUGGUGACACUUUUGUUUGUGUCCCUUGGUGUUUUCUCGUCUACGGUAAGUAUCUUCCCUUUUGCCCCUAGUUUUGUUUCUUUGUUUCGCCCCUCCCCGAAUUUCGUAUCCCCCUUCCCUGUGCCCUGUUGCUUAGUGGGCCUAUUAAUCAACUAUUUAUUUUAUUUAUUUCCUUGUCGGUUACUUUAUUUCUAAUGUAACAUUUUAGUGAUAAGCCUGUCCGUGCUCUCCUUUGCGCCCUGUUCUGUUUUGAUGGGGUCCUCCUGGGCUCCUUGCCGCUAGUUCUUGUUGCUGGGUCGCGUGGGGUUGCGUUCAUUGAACGCCUUCUUUUCUUGUAUAUUUUGGAAUGUUCAAUAUCGUUUGUUUUUCUGGUCCUUCGGGAUCAUUGAUGCCAACACUAUUAAUUAAGUGUUGAGAAUUGAGUACCACUCAAGCCGGUGCUAGGGGGUAAGGGAUGUUGCACUUAAUCAUUAUCCCUCAUGUGCAGACUCAAUCAAACCGAGUCUGCAAUUCUUAUGUAAUUUUGUUGUGAUUAAUGCUUCCGAGGGGUCACUUUGUUUGCCGCCCCCUAAUUUUGCUGUUUCAUUUUUCUUUAGAUGUGGGUGGGACAAAAACCCAGAUUUUAUUCAAUU